UCUUUCACUUUCAAUAUGACCGUCAAGAGAAGAAACCACGGACGCAACAAGAACGGUCGCGGCCACGUUAAGCCCGUCCGCUGCUCCAACUGCUCUCGCUGCGUCCCCAAGGACAAGGCCAUCAAGCGUUACACCGUCCGUCCUAUGGUCGAGUUGGCCGCCGUCCGUGAUAUCACUGAGGCUCUUGUCUACAAGGAGUACACCUUGCCCAAGUUCUACAUCAAGAUUCACUACUGCAUCUCCUGCGCCGUUCACGCCCACAUUGUCCGUGUCCGCUCGCGUGUGGGUCGUCGCAGCCGUGCUCCCCCACCACGCUUCCGUUUCAAGGAUGGCAAGAAGGUUGCCCCCGCCCAGCCUGCCAAGCCUCUGUAAAGCACUUGUUUUUUUUAUUCUUUCCGGUUCUCGAAUGGUCAUUUCUGAGCGAAGAAAAAGAAACGGCGUACAUGGCUUCUUUUUGUCCCAUCCUUAAUAAACGAUUUUCAGAAGAAAGAGUAGUUGAAGGACGCUCUCUUUUGAAUGGUCUUUAUUCAUUUUGAAAAA
This is a messenger RNA of Gamsiella multidivaricata, 540 nucleotides long. RefSeq names its product ribosomal protein S26e. Bases 16 to 372 code for a protein of 118 amino acids. The transcript has 4 exons. Gene Ontology annotation, cellular component: cytosolic small ribosomal subunit; ribosome. The record is from RefSeq and is a predicted model, not a curated record. Gene Ontology annotation, biological process: translation. Lineage: Eukaryota; Fungi; Mortierellomycota; Mortierellomycetes; Mortierellales; Mortierellaceae. Gene Ontology annotation, molecular function: structural constituent of ribosome; mRNA binding.